This is a messenger RNA of Puntigrus tetrazona (Sumatra barb), 2020 nucleotides long. RefSeq lists its product as uncharacterized. Lineage: Eukaryota; Metazoa; Chordata; Actinopteri; Cypriniformes; Cyprinidae. Gene Ontology annotation, molecular function: metal ion binding; mRNA binding. The record is from RefSeq and is a predicted model, not a curated record.
ACUUGUAUUUUUUCUUUUCUCGCGAGCAUAAAACUGAGCCGAGAGCCUGCAGAAAACAGCAUAACGCUUUAGCGCUCGUUCACAACUUCUGACAGCAUCAUUCCUUCACAACAACACUUCACUAUGUCCGAUACGCUGGGAGAAAGCCUCAUCCGGAAUCUCAUCAACCUGGGUUUAGAUGAGCCGUUUCUACACCUAUCCCGGUCGGUCGCGCCGAAGAGCCUGAGCCUGAGCUCCGAGCGGCUCGCCGAGGACGUCUGGCAGACGGACACCUGGAGCCAACCCAGCAAACCCCAGUUUCCUCCUAAAGCAGACCGGUCCAUGAGUCUGACUGACACUGUCAACAGAAUGAAGCCCCACGACGUGCCCCCGCCGCCCGGAUUCCUGGCGCCCCUGCCCUCGAACCGGUACAAGACCGAGCUGUGCCGGAGCUUUCAAGAGCACGGCAGCUGCAAGUACGGCAGCAAAUGCCAGUUCGCUCACGGCGAGAGCGAGCUGCGAGGGCUCUACCGCCACCCCAAAUACAAGACUCAAGCCUGUCGCACUUUCUACCAGUUUGGAUACUGUCCCUACGGGAGCCGCUGUCACUUCAUCCACGAGGAGAAAAACUCUCCGACGCUCGACCAGAACCGGCGUCAGCUGCGUCAGAGCGUCAGCUUCGCCGGUUUCACGCGCAGCAGCUCCCCCCCGGCUUUACACGAGCACCUGAGCUUCACCCGUGCGCCCUCGGUCUCCCCGCCUCCCGCUGAUAUCCUGUCCCCGGUCUUCAGCGACUCCUCCCGCGACAUGUUCCCCUUCAGCCGUCACAGUACCGGAGAUAUCUACGGCAACGCGCCCUUCACGCCGGAGCCUCGGUCGCGGUGCGUCUGCGGACACGGAAAUAACUCCCAGGGCUCCGGCAGCGAGCUGUACGCGAAGGAAGACCUGAGCAAAGCCAACCUGCAUCGCUUCGCCUCGGAAGACUCGCUGUCAGACCGCGAAAGUUACAGCAGCACCGGCAGCGGCUCCGAGUCCCCCACCUUCGACGGCUCCAGCGGGAAGCGCCUGUCCGUUUUCACGCGGAUGUCUGUGUCCGACUGAGGACUUUACCGCCAUUCCCCCCCGAUCAUUCAAUCAGCAAAAAUAAUAAUAAUGUGCAACGAGUCUUAAUACUGUUAAUUUAUUAUUCCAUGUAUUGCUAAAAGAGAUUAUUUUCAUACCAAGCUGCCCUCCGAAGCCCAAGCAGGCACGGUUUUUUGUUUUAUUUUUAUAACGGCGUAUUAUUAGCUAGCUAUUUUCUGUGACAUUGUCUUCCAUUUGCUUUCGCUUUUCUUGCUUUUCGACGUCGUUUGGCGGCAAGCGUUACAGACAAGUGCCUUAAACUAUCAUAACCUAUGCUAGCGGCAUAAGCAGAGCUUGUGUCAAAUACACGUGCAUAUAGAAAUAUGUAUGUAUAUAGCAUAUAUCCAGUGUGUGAAUUGGGGGGUGACCUUUUAAAGGAGCUCCCCGAAUAAUUUGCAACUUGUGUAUAUCUACCAACAAUGUGACAAACUUGAGAAAAUGACCAUACAUUCACUCACAAAGAAUGCACUUUACAAAUCAAUACCGGGUGAAUGUUUCCAUGUAGCAUUUUUAACCAAAGCAUUACGAUGUUGGGUACCUGUUUUGUACAAGAAAACUAAGAAACAAACCUAAAAAACCAAAUAUUUAUAUUGGACAAGAGCUGUCAAGUUAAUGUUUUGACAACCCUGGUCGGGUCCUUACUCAAGGAAACUUGUCUUUAUCAGGGACUGUAACAGUACAGUAUUUCUGUAGAAUAGUUUGCUUUGUUUGCAUCGUUUUCUUUUUUUGUAAUUGUAUAGACAUAACUAAUAUAUUUAUUAAGUAUUUAUUGAAGGUAUAGCGAUGUAUUUUUUACUUAUUUAUCAACCAUGUGUCAUGGCCUUUAAGAAAAGAAGAAGAAAAAAAAAAAAGUUUUGACACGAAAUGAUGGAAACGAUUUCAAAUGACCAAAAAAUGUAAUAAAUGCAGAUUUUGAAAA